AAGAUGCGGAUUCAAGCCCAUUUGCUUUCUGUAUAAACUAAAGUGCAGAAGACAGCUGAGGCGCGAGAGCUAGAACAUCUGUAUUAAUCUAAAAAUCUCCUCUGGAGAGUUAAAAGAAGAAGGCGAGCGACAGACAGACAGAUUCGUAUUUCGAUCUUCAAACCCAGAUGGCAACCGAAAUGAGCUUGAAGCUUCUGGUGGACAUGAAUUCCAAAAGGGUUCUAUUUGCAGAAGCAGAGAAGGAGAUUGUAGAUUUCCUCUUCAGCCUCCUGAUCAUGCCCAUGGGCACCAUAGUGAGGCUGCUAAGCCCACAUCACGCCAGCGCAGGAUGCUUCGGCAACCUCUACAACAGCGUCCAGAAUCUGGGUGACAUGUACUUGCAGCCCAACACAGACAAGGCCCCUCUCUUGCAGCCCAAAAUCGCAUACUCGCCAUUAACGACCGGCGUUCAGCGCCAGGACACUCUUCCUCUUCUUCUUCUUCAGGAUGCUGAAAGUGAACAGAGCAAGUCUACCAGUCCUCCGCAGAGAGUGAAGUACUACAGAAAUUCUGCUAGGAUAUGUGGGCAUCUGUCUAAUGUUGCGGGGACUCGGUGCCCAUGUGGAUGGGAUAUGAACAUGGAGCUGCAACUGAUUGAACCAAAGACUGUGGCCGCCGGAGCUAGAGGGUAUGUAAAGGAGUUGGUGACGUACAUGAUCACUGAUGACUUGGUGGUAACGCCAAUGUCUACCAUCUCUAGCAUUACUCUUCUUUCCAGGCUUGGUGUCAAGGGAAUAUGUAACUUGGAGGAGGUCUCUGUGAAGCUUGACAAGGAACAGGGUUUGGCUUUGUUAAGAGCUGCUUUACAGUCAAAGUCGGUUCUAACAGAUGUUUUCCUUAUGGAGGGAGCUCCUCAAACUCCAGCAGAUUCAAAGAGAAUGGAAGAGCCCAUUGUAGCUGAGCCAAAGAAAGCAAGCUGAAAGAAGAAAAAUAACACUGAGAAGAGGAGAAGAACCUUUAUGGUUGAUGACAAUGUUAUGUUAUCAUGGUUAUUGAGCUAAUGAUGUAUAAUUGAUAUAUGAAGUAAAAGCAAGUGAUUUGGAAUAUACUCAAAAAAGUUGCAAAUAAACUGGAUAUU
Messenger RNA from Nelumbo nucifera (sacred lotus), 1117 nucleotides. RefSeq lists its product as uncharacterized. Lineage: Eukaryota; Viridiplantae; Streptophyta; Magnoliopsida; Proteales; Nelumbonaceae. The record is from RefSeq and is a predicted model, not a curated record.